AUGCCUCAGGCUCUCCCUAGAGACCCCUCAGCCCGGCCUUGGGCACAUGACAUCCCUCUCCUCAAGGAUUCGUCUAUCAAUACUGUCCUGUGCCCCCUUUUGCGCUUCAUGUUUCCUGGACACAGUGCUCUCACAAUAGUGUUAACAUCGGAAUGGCGCGAGAGCCUUUCGCUUCUUUGGGAGAAUGAUGCAAAAGGCGCUACUGAUGGAGACUGCCAUCAAGAACCAUCUCGGAAAGCCUUGGCAGCUCUACUCGUCGGAGGUGCCAAUGACAGGCCGAGAAGCAAGAGCGCGCAGGAUUUGUAUGAGACAGAAUUUGCAUUAAUCGGCUGA
This is a messenger RNA of Lindgomyces ingoldianus, 333 nucleotides long. RefSeq lists its product as uncharacterized. The coding region runs from base 1 to 333 and encodes 110 amino acids. The record is from RefSeq and is a predicted model, not a curated record. The transcript is spliced from 6 exons. NCBI's taxonomy places the organism in Eukaryota, Fungi, Ascomycota, Dothideomycetes, Pleosporales, Lindgomycetaceae.